This is a messenger RNA of Lodderomyces beijingensis, 1005 nucleotides long. Lineage: Eukaryota; Fungi; Ascomycota; Pichiomycetes; Serinales; Debaryomycetaceae. The record is from the annotation of a GenBank genome assembly.
AUGUUUCUAGCCGUCCUAGCGCUCUUGGUCGCCGCUAUUUCGCCAUGGGCGAUUUUCAAAAUGGGCAACUCAAUUGCUGGAGAGAGUCCCGUCUUGUUUGACAACUUGGUGGUCAGGAUUCCAGUGACAGUCAACUUCGAAAAGCAACGGUUUGAUUUGCCGGAUCUUAUUGAGUCGACACAGAUACAGAUCGAUAGAGAGAUAAAACACUUGACAAGCGGGUUGCUUCAAGUCAAUUUGGUGGACAAUUUGAGUGGUCUUGGCGACAGAGGGGACUACAAUUUGGAUUUGGUCCUUGACAGGGACAACUCGCUCGGCGUCUCCUCCACAUCCCUUCAAGCUGCCGUGUUUUACUCCACGGAAUCCAUAUACUCCAACGACUUGCCAUUCUUGAUGACGCAGACCAUACUUCACCAUUUUUUGUUUGCAGAAAUUGAGCUAUUGAACAGGCCCGAAACCGCUAGCUUCCCCGAAAAGCUUGCGGUACAAAUCGGCUUUGGGAACGGCAUCUCGAACGAGACACGUAGCCAGGUUGUUGGUGUAAUUGAGGAGGUGGCGGAACAAGUCAGGCCGUUUUCAGCAAUCGAGUUGGAGAUGACAACUAGCCUGGAACUUUUGAAAGAAGAAGAAAAAGAAGAAAAAGAAGAAAAAGAAGUUGUGAUUAACUUCCCAGAUAAGUUUACCAAGAGAAUCAAAAGCGAGGAUAAUGUCGCGCACAAGAUCCAGACAGCUUUGGAAACCCAGCUAAAGCUUCCCGACAGGCCCCAGAAUAACUUGCGCAUCAGGGUACUCGCCGCCAUGCGGAGACAAGCAAGACUCAACUUGAAGCGUUUGACGGAGAAGGCGCAGAUACCAAACACAACCACCUCGACACAAACGAGAGACAUUCGGCUUUUGGUUGGACGCUUCAACGAGGGCCAGAUCUCGGAUCUACCAUCGUUGCUAAACGAGACCAACUAUCUCUUGCAGGAAAUUCUGAAUGGAGAGAGACGGGUUGAGAAAUAG